AUGGGUAGAAUUUUUUUUUCUAAAAAGAAAAAAAUCAUUAAAAAAUAAAUAAAUAAAAUCGUGACCCUCACGGAUUAGCUUCCUCCUUGCCACUCCUUCUUCGACCCUCACUUGCGCUCGCAGCCUCUCCGUUCACGCGCUCUCUCAGGUUGAAAAGGAAGAAGACGGACAUAGUAGCAUAUAACAAGAGAGAGAGAGUUGGGUUGUUGUGGUUGGAGAGCCUUAUAGAGCUACUUCAUCAUCUGCCAAUGUAUCAGUUCUGUUUUGAAUGAAUAGAUGUGACCUGAAAAUUCUUGCUUCAAGUGGACUGUCUCUGAAGUGAACUAUACGGCAAGCUGAUUUAUUUUUAAUUAUUUUUUGUUUCAAUAAAAGGAACAAGUGACGGGAUAUAUCCCUUUAUUGGACACAAUGAGUGCACUUUACAUUUCUCUGAGCAAUUCAGUUUCUCAAUCAUGUUACAAACCUAGGCAACUUUACAAGUCGCAGGUGGGAACUAGUCCUGUUGUUCAGAUUAGAUGCCACAGGGUUGUGAGUGUGAGUGCAUGUCUCAAUAUGGAUGUUGGUGCACCUAAUGCUGGGAAGAUAGCAUUGGAGACAACGAAGGAUGUGAUGGAGAUGGAGGGGAAGUUUUUGGUGGGGACAUAUGCAAGAACACCAGUGGUGCUUGAGAGGGGGGAAGGUUGCAAGUUGUAUGAUGUUGAAGGGAGAAAGUAUUUGGAUUUGAGUUCUGGGAUUGCUGUCAAUGCACUAGGGCAUGGGGAUGCAGACUGGUUGAAAGCUGUUGUUGAGCAAGCCGGUACCCUUACUCAUACCAGCAAUAUAUUCUACACAAUUCCUCAGGUAGAACUUGCAAAGCGCCUUGUGACUUCUUCUUUUGCUGAUCGUGUAUUCUUUGCAAAUUCUGGAACUGAAGCAAAUGAAGCAGCUAUUAAAUUUGCAAGAAAGUAUCAGAAGCAGACAACUACUAACGGGAAAGUGCCAGCAACAGAGUUUCUAGCUUUUAGUAAUUGUUUCCAUGGGAGAACCCUGGGUGCACUUGCUUUGACAAGUAAAGUGCAAUACAGAACACCUUUUGAACCUGUUAUGCCUGGAGUGUCCUUUUUAGAAUAUGGAGAUGCUCAGGCUGCAACAGAAUUAAUUAAACAGGGCAAGAUUGCUGCAGUUUUUGUGGAACCCAUCCAAGGAGAAGGUGGAAUUUAUAGUGCUACAAAAGAAUUUCUACAGUCUCUGCGUAAUGCUUGUGAUGAAGCCGGGGCACUUCUUGUGUUUGAUGAGGUUCAAUGUGGUUUAGGGAGAUCAGGGUUUCUCUGGGCCCACGAAGCAUAUGGUGUCUUCCCAGAUAUGAUGACCCUUGCGAAGCCUCUUGCCGGAGGCCUACCUAUUGGAGCAGUCUUAGUGACUGAGAGAGUUGCUUCUUCUAUAAAUUAUGGUGACCAUGGAAGCACUUUUGCAGGAAAUCCUCUUGUUUGUAGUGCUGCUCUUGCUGUUUUGGAUAAAAUAUCAAAACCUGAUUUCCUAUCAUCUGUAUCUGAGAAAGGCGUCUACUUCAAAGAACUACUCAAGCAGAAAUUAGGCGGAAACCGGCAUGUGAAAGAAAUCCGCGGUGUUGGGCUAAUUGUAGGAAUAGAUUUAGAUGUACCUGCCUCACCCCUUGUAGAUGCAUGCCGACAAUCUGGGCUUUUAGUAUUAACUGCUGGAAAAGGAAAUGUUGUCAGGCUUGUUCCGCCAUUGAUCAUAACAGAGAAGGAGCUUGAGCAAGCAGCCGACAUUUUGUACCAAACUAUACCAGUUCUUGAUAACUAGGAGUGUAGGAGAAAGAGGACUGGCCUUUUACUAGUCAAAUAAAACUUUUGUUGGUGUAUUGUUGCGUAGCUGAAAGUUUCUGUUGAUAAAACUUGAUAACUUCCCUUUAAUUUAUGAUGUCUCCAUGGUAAGAAUAUUUCAGCAAUAUUGUAGCAUUUCUUGGAUAAUGCUUGUCGGAUCAGAUGGUUUA
Molecule: messenger RNA, 1993 nt
Organism: Cajanus cajan (pigeon pea)
Lineage: Eukaryota; Viridiplantae; Streptophyta; Magnoliopsida; Fabales; Fabaceae
Gene: WIN1
Product: HOPW1-1-interacting 1
Biological process (GO): arginine metabolic process
Cellular component (GO): chloroplast stroma
Molecular function (GO): pyridoxal phosphate binding; transaminase activity; identical protein binding
Source: RefSeq, a predicted model, not a curated record